AUGGCUGAGGCAGAGCCAGAAAUGAGAGGGGCGGGAGCCAGGCCCCCGGGCCACGUGCUGGGCUUUGGGGCGGCCGAGGGCCACCCUGCUCAGAUGGUCAUGUGUGCUCUGCAGACACAGAACCUGCAGCUGAGCAAGGACAUGACCCUCAGCAGCAACCGCAGCCUUGCCGAGGGGAACCUGCUGUACCAGCCGCAGCUGGACGCGCUCAAGGCCAGGCUCACCCAGAAGUACCAGCAGCUCCAGGCGCUCUUUGAAGCCUACCAGAUAAAGAAGACCAAACUAGACAGACAGUCGAGCAGUGCCUCCUUGGAGACCCUGCUGGCCCUGCUGCAGGCUGAAGGGGCCAAGAUCGAGGAGGACACGGAGAACAUGGCCGAGAGGUUCCUGGACGGGGAGCUGCCCCUGGACUCUUUCGUCGACGUGUACCAGAGUAAGCGGAAGCUGGCACACACGCGCAGGGUGAAGAUCGAGAAGCUGCAGGAGAUGCACCACCCGGUGCCAGGACCGGGCCAGGACGGGGCGCUGCCGCUCCAGGGCUGGCAGGCCCCCCUGGUCUCGCCCUCCACGUCCCCAAGCACAGUGGCCUGCCUUCGGGGAGUAGGGCCCCCAGUGGCCUCUCCCUCGCUGGCUGCUGUCCAGGCUGACAUCGUUUCCCGGUCAGGUGUCUGCUCAGGAGUGCCCCGUGCAGGGCUGCCAACCUCCACCCUCGGCCGCCUCGUCCUGCUCCUGGCCUUGGCUCUGCUGUGA
Messenger RNA from Elephantulus edwardii (Cape elephant shrew), 750 nucleotides. It is a transcript of the gene VPS37B, whose product is annotated as vacuolar protein sorting 37 homolog B (S. cerevisiae). The record is from RefSeq and is a predicted model, not a curated record. Gene Ontology annotation, cellular component: ESCRT I complex. Gene Ontology annotation, biological process: ubiquitin-dependent protein catabolic process via the multivesicular body sorting pathway; protein targeting to vacuole; protein targeting to membrane. The transcript has 5 exons. NCBI's taxonomy places the organism in Eukaryota, Metazoa, Chordata, Mammalia, Macroscelidea, Macroscelididae. The coding region runs from base 1 to 750 and encodes 249 amino acids.